AUGACAAUGACAACAGUUGGUUAUGGUGAUGUUGUUGCAGUAAAUGAAAUUGAAAUGAUUGUUGCAUCAAUUGUAAUGUUUUUAUCUAGUUGUGCUUUUGCUUAUACAAUGAGCUCAAUAGGGAUUAUCUUAAAGAAUAUUUAUGAUACAUAAUUAAACUAUAAGUAUUAUUUUGAAUUGAUAAUUUAUUAGAAAAAAUCUAAUUUAAAUUACUCAAUUUAUGUUAAAAAAUAAUGUAGAUGAAUAAAUUUAAGGAAGAAUAAGAAAUUAUUUAAAUUCUUAAUUAUAUUAAGAGAAAAAGGAGAAUAUGGAUGAUGUGAACAAUAUCUUAAAUUCAUUACCUUUUAAUUUACAAUAAGAUUUAAAUGCAGAUAUCUAAGCUAGAGUAAUUAAGCAAAUCAAAUUAAUUAUAAAUCAUUUUUCUAAAUCAACAUAAAUAUAAGUUGCUAAGAAUCUUCAAUUAAUUUCACUAUUGGCUGGAGAUGUAGUAUAUAAAUAAGGUGAUCUUUAGGAGGAUAGUCUGUAAAAAAUAUCAUUUUUAUUUUAGAUAUUUUAUUCAUAAAGGUGAAGUGAAACAAACUGAAUUCUAAACCAAAACAACACUUAAAACAUUAUAAAAAAAUUAAUAUCUUGGAAUAUAUUCUUUUUUUACAGGUUUUUGUCCUAAAGAGACAGCUAUAUGUAAUAGUCCUACUUAAUUAUAUAAAAUAAAUAGGAAAAAAUUCUUAGAAAUUAUUCGAAGCAACCAAAAAGAUCAUGAAAUUUUUAAUCAUAUUAAAGACAAAAUUAUAUUUACAAAUAAUUUAGUGUUAUUUGAUCAUAAAUGCAAUUUUUGUAAUAGACCUUUUCAUUUGGAAAUUGAUUGUCCUUUAAUUUAAUAUAAACCAGAUUUAGAAUUAAUCUUGAAAAAAGAAAACUUUGCUGAAGAACACAAUUAUAGAAUUUCUAAGAAACGAAAAGACAAUAAAUAUAAUACUUUAGGAUAAUUGAGUAAAUUAAAUUAAUCUUUGAAUUAAUUUUAAGAAGAUUAAUAAAUAUAACUUUUUGGUUUGAAUGAAAAUAAUUAAAAUGAAACACCACAUUAAAGAACAGGGUUUUCAGAAGCUGUUUAUUAAAAUUCAGCAUAAAUGAUUGGUUAAAAUGCUUAAAAUCUUAGUGGUAUUAGUGAUGAAGAAUAAAAUUCAGAAAUGUAACAUACUCCAUAAAAUCAAUCAAAAUAAUUAAUAUAAUAAUAAAUAUUAAAAAAUCAUCAUAGUAUUCUUUUUUUAUUAUUUUAGGGUCUUCAUUAUCAAAAAUAAAAUUUACUAAACUUGAACAAAGGGCAUCUAAAAGUAACUUCGCACCAAUUACAGAUCAUUAAAGUGGAUCAUUUAGCAUUCUUGAUGAAGUUAAACAUUAACUUUAUUAUCAAAAUACUUUCAAUAUAGAUAAAGUAAACUUUUUGAGUAUUUCAUAUAUGCCUUAAUACUCAUUAGAGUCAUAACUAAAAUAAAUGGCUAAAACAAUGAAAAGAAAAAACUAAAGACUUUAGAGAUUACAUGAUAAAUUUGACAAAUACACAUUCUUUCAUCAAGUCAAACAAUUAUCUAUCAAAUUAAGAGUUUAUUACAAAAGAAGUAAUAAAAACACUUUUUAAUGA
Messenger RNA from Paramecium pentaurelia, 1639 nucleotides. NCBI's taxonomy places the organism in Eukaryota, Ciliophora, Oligohymenophorea, Peniculida, Parameciidae. The record is from the annotation of a GenBank genome assembly.